GUUGGUCGACGGUCGUCCUUCUUUAGUAUUGUGACAAAUUUUGACGUUUGUGUAAGUGAGAUUUCACUUGUAAGUGUAGUGGUUUUGUUAUUACUCGACACACGUAACAUUUGUUGUUAAUUUAUUGUUGUAAAGUGCGGAAACAAAAGAUGACCGACAAAAAGGCAAUUGGCGGCGCGGUACCGCCCCAGUCGUCCGCCCCGACAUUUACGCCCCAGCCGCCGCCGCAGGCCAACCAAGUGCCCACGCCCCAGCCCUACGGAGUGAUGCCCGCAAUGCCUGGUGGUAACCCGUACAUGACCUUGCCAGGACAGACUCAAAUCUACCCUCAGGGUCCUCCGCCGACAUACGAUCAAGCUUUGACCCAUCCCGCCACAAUUGUCGGUCAACAUAUGUAUCCACCGGGGACUAUGUACGCUGCUGGCUAUCCUGCUGCAUACUUGGGGUAUCCUACUUAUGCUCCAAUGCAGUAUUAUCCAUCCUUAGGAGCUUAUUCUUAUGCCAUGCAACCUGCUCAAAUAAGACCAACUAUUAUGAUCCCAAAUGCGUACGACACAGGGGCCCGUUUCGACGGCAUCGCACAACAGGUGUUGCCUCCAGCUCCGCCCGGCGUGCCCCCAUCCGCCGCCCAGAUCGCGGCCAUGGCCGGUCACCCGGUCGCCCUCGGCCAGAAGAAGAACAGCUUCAUCGCCGGCGGAUCCGAUGGCGGCUACGCGUUCUGGUAGAGACACCCGUGGACUCUAGGCUAAACGAAAUUCUUUAAUUUAGACGACUAGAUCUUCAAAAACAUAAAAAAAAUGCAAAAAAUAUUAACAAACAACAAAAACCUCCGUCGAUUUUUCUAGGACUGUCCUCUUUGAAUCACGAAGGCGGGGUGCUCGUCUAGUCUUUGUUCUUUAUAUUUUCGUUUCUUCUUUUGUUGUAGUCAAAGUGUCAAAGGAGGUUGAUUUUUGUUUCGUGCAUUAUUUCCAGCUAAUGCAGGUUUGAUGGUUUUGAUAUUUAUGAUAAGUGCCAGUUAAAAAUUGACGAAUUCAGUUAACCCAAAAAUUUAAAGGUACGGAGCUACAAUUAUACAGAUCUCAUGUCAAAUAUUGUUUUGUUGAACGAUCAAUUUAAAUUUGGACUUGUACAAAUUAGUCUCAACAAUAUUAUUAAAUUCAAGUACAAUUCUGGAUAUUGGUUUCCUAGUUAGGUUUAACUGAAAGGUGUUUUACUGAAGAACUAUCAUUUAUAAUCUUGGGUUGUAGACUUUCUUUCUGAGACACCUCAGUUUUCAUGUCAAUAUUAUAUUAUUUUAUAUAUUUUACCAAACAUGAUUUAUAUUUUUAUUAUAUUUUUCUAUUGUCUAUUGCUUUUUGAUAAAGUAAUUCGUUAAUACAAAAAAUAUAGUGCAAUAAAGUUAAAUCAGUUUAUAUUUUGUUGAAAUAUUUAUUCUUAACAUUGUUAACUACACUGUUUUUUGUUAAUUAUUAAAAGUAAAUAAAUUAUGAAUGAAAUAAUUUCUAUAGGCAAUAAAAUUUGUUAGGAUAGUGGUAUUGACGAUUUUUUGGGAAAAUUUUAUUGUUGACACAAAUAUCCUUUUUUAUAUAUUAAUUACAUUAAAAUUUUUCCAAAAAUAUUGGUUACUAUGACGUUUUUCUUUUAGUUUGUAUAAAUAAACAGAAGAAAACUGACAUGAACUUAUAACAUUUUAACAGCCUAAGAAAAUAUUUCAAAUUCGUUUUUAUUUAAAUUGCGAGUUAAAUUGCUUUGAAAUUUAUUGUUUAAUUGACGACGUUUCGAUUUUCUUUCGAACUAUAAAAUACAAUCAGUACUCUAUACAUGAAAUUUUUAGGUCUGUUAUAAGUUUCAGAUAGCUUUUAAUGAGUCUCAACUUCUACUUCAACAUUUAACUUUUGAUUAAAUUAAUAAUCAAAUAUAUUUGGCAAUAAUUUCUAUGUGAAUAUUUGAUAUUAAUUUAUAUUUGAAUCCUCGCUCAUUUCAGUUCCAGAUUUUCUUUGUUUAUACAGAGUAAAAGAAAAAAACAUUGUCUGCAGCUUAUAAUAUUUUUACUAGUCAAUCAUUAAUAUAGAAAAUCAAUCGAAUAUAGACAAUGGAUCUAUGUAGAAUGGAACACCAAUGAGAUGUCUUGGUAUUUGCCAUUUUUUUUUUGUUGUACUGAUAUUUUUGUUAUAUUAAAAACUUUUACAAUGAAAUUUACUAUUGUAAGACUGUAAAGAUCUAUUGUGAAAAUAUAUAUUGUGACUAAAUCGUU
Aethina tumida (small hive beetle) is the source of this 2254-nucleotide messenger RNA. RefSeq names its product DAZ-associated protein 2. The coding region runs from base 150 to 725 and encodes 191 amino acids. The record is from RefSeq and is a predicted model, not a curated record. The transcript has 5 exons. NCBI's taxonomy places the organism in Eukaryota, Metazoa, Arthropoda, Insecta, Coleoptera, Nitidulidae.